Molecule: messenger RNA, 1803 nt
Organism: Fonsecaea erecta
Lineage: Eukaryota; Fungi; Ascomycota; Eurotiomycetes; Chaetothyriales; Herpotrichiellaceae
Exons: 1
Coding region: 1-1803 (600 amino acids)
Source: RefSeq, a predicted model, not a curated record
AUGCCGUCUCCCAAUCAUAAAGCCAAGGGUUCUGGAUCGUUGUCCCUCGCCAGCACCGGCGCCGCUCUGCGCCGUGGCGACCUGAAGAUAUCUGAUCCAAUUCCCUUCGACGAGUCCGGAGUCUUCAGCGGCACUAGCACCGUGCCACCCACCAGAUAUCCUUCGGGACAACGACAACAGGACACCACAUGGCCACGGGCCAGUACGGCGACCCAGGAUGCCCAUGUGCGACAUGUCAGUGAUGUCCCGCCACAACCGCGUGCUCGAACCUCUGCCGGGCCAUCACUGAUUCCGAGCUCCAUGUCUUCCAUUCCGUCCAAGGCGUCGUUGCACCAGAAGAGACCCAGUGGAUUGCGCGCGACUCUCAAACGCAUGUUUUCGAGCAAGAAACAUAGAUCUGUGCCUACUGAUACCAGUGGGUUUCACUACAGCGACUCUGGACAUCUCAAGCCCGUCACAGAGCAACAACCGGUGCGAACACGACUGGACUCCUCUACCACCUUCGGAGCAGACACAACUUCGCGAGGGGCGGCGCUGACCUCACAUUCCACCACGUAUCCACCGUUUGAACCUGUUCAUCUAAGUUUACCGCCUCCACCGCGGCGCGGGCGCCGCAACACAUUGCCCAGCCUGGUCUUCAGUGACAUCCAGUCGAGUCUUGUACCGGCAAUUGCGGAUUGGCCGGCACCACAAUCGGCUGGCGUGGAACAGAGGACGAAAGAAGACUGUGUCUCCGACGGUCAGUUCAAGCGGCGAUCUCGGAGCGCCGAUGCACUCAGCGAACUGCUCCAUCAAGGCACCGUCCAACGCCCUUCAACUCGUGAUCGAGCAGGUGAAAUUGCUUACUGGCGCAACAGUGCCAUCCAAAACCCUGUGCCAGUCUACAGUGGCCAGUCGAUCUCAGUAGAUCCCACACACGUCCUAGGACCAGAGAGUGCCAUCGCCGGCUCGGAGCACGAUCGUUCCACCGUGGACCCUAUGCAGUCUUUCGACUUUGGUCUCGGAAGUCCAGAGCGAGACGAAAUUGGGCUCGAGCAAAGGGUCAAUACUCUCGAGAUCAAGCUCUUCGAUUUUGAAUUUGCCCUGGCCAAACUCCAAGGUAACGACCUGCCGAAUCCAAGGCUGAAUCCCAGACCGUUCAGCCGAAACUCCGUACGCGACUUGUUCCAGCAGAGUAGGACGAACUUGAUGUUGACAAGCAGUUCGUCGAGUGAUUUGGGAUACCUUUCUUCCGGUGGAGUUCAGGAUUUCACCUUCUUGUCUUCCCCUGGCGAGUCUCCGGUGCCUUCUCCGGGCGUCGAUGAUAUGUUCAACCCUCAAAGAGCAAGCAAAGCCACGACUGCCACGAUCAGGCCUGCCACCGCGAGAAGAAGAUCGCCGCGACGAUCGAGGGGGACUUCGCCGUCCUCGAUUCAUAUUCCUUCUGAUAAGUUCGAGGCCUUGUUAGACAUGAUGAAAGAAGAAAGGGCGGCUCGACAAAAACUGGAGGAGCAAAUACACGAACUCCAGAAGGAAAUGGACAGCUUAAGGGUUCCCAUCUACGCAACCAUCAGGGAACCAUAUCCAACGCCCAGUCCUGAGUCGAAGCAGAACUUAUCGGGCACACCGCCUCGACUGAAAACAUUGCAUCGAACCCAUCCAUUCCAGCUCGACCACCCUCUACCGCAGGAAAUCUCUCGUUUCAGCGGGACAGAAGAUUCGGAUGCGGAGGAAGGGUUUGAGGACGUCUACGAAACCCCACGGGAGGAGCAGCGGGAUACAUUUGAGACGGCCAGGGAUUCGCAGCAGAUUGCUGUUAUAUGA